UAUUGGUAUAGUAAUAGGAUAUAGGAAUAAUCAUGAGUGUAUUGACACUGACAGAUGUACAUGUCACUUGUUCUGUGUGCCAUGUCACCAUGCCACUAAAUCAACUGAUUGGCCACGAAACACACCACAAAGCUUUAAAGGUCUUAAAAUUUAAAGAUGCUGGAGGUCCAGUUUCAUCAGAAGUUUUACUUAAACGAAGAAGGUUAAUCGUGAAAAAACUUGUUUCCAAGUACAAAGAACAUCCUGACAAAAGUGGAUUGCUGCAAAAACUUGAUAAACUUGACGAGUCAUCUAAUGUCGUACAAUCAAACUUAUAUCGGGGUCAGUCAUUAUACAACACGCUUGUUCCUCAUAUUGAUCGACCAACAUUGAAGGAAGGAAGUUUAAGAGUUGAAACUGAAGAUUUAAUAAAUGACAUUCGAAGCAAUGGUGUAUACGAAGGUCUACCAGAUUGUAUUACUGCUGUUGGUACUUGUGAAACAAUGAACAUUGAACAUAGGAAUGUAAUGGAGGAUAGGACUUUAAUAAACACAGGGUUUCUACCUCUUGAUGAUCAUUCCCCUCCAAGUUGUUACCUUGGUAUGUAUGAUGGUCACCAUGGACAAGCAGCUGUCAAUCAUACCAACCAAUACUUGCACACAUUCAUUGAAAAAGAGCUGGAAAACAUAAGAACUCCCGACUUUUUGACCGAUGAAAAGAAUCUAAACCAUGAUAAGAUAUUACAAGAGUUAAACAAUGUGAUAAUAUCCCCUCAAUGUGCUGGGGAUGCAGAAACUAUGCAAGAUACAAAAAAUGAUACAAAUUUACUUCCAACUGCAAAAGUACUACAAUGUAUGUCGAAAUCAUAUAAAAAAAUGGAUGAAUAUUUACAGCACGGUAUUGAUGAGAAGUCCAGAAUACGCUGGAGUGGGUGUUCUGCUACAAGCUUGCUUAUUACUGAUGAACAACCAACCACACCUACAGAUGGCUCUGGAGAUGCUACAGAUACAACAUGCUCAAAAUGUGGCAAAAUAUUUGUGGCCAAUGCAGGCAAUGUUGAGGCUUACAUCUUUCAUAAUAACAAGGCUUUCCCUUUAACCACCCUUCAUACACCUAACCUUCAUACUGAAAAAGAGCGAGUGUUAUCUGUCGGUGGAAAGAUAAUACAAAACAACAGACACCCAUGCGUGAAUGGAAUCUUACAAACUACAAGAGGCUUAGGUAACCAUGGUGACCCUGAGUUACGAGCGAGUGUUAUAUCUCAUCCCUCUACUGCCUCGUGUGUUAUAAACGAAGAUAGUCAGUUCGUUGUCAUGGCCACCUCAUCUUUGUGGAAGUUAUUGGAUAUCAGGAAUGUAACGAAGAUCAUCAAAUCUACAUUCCUCUCAUCAACAACAGAUGAACAUCCUGUCCCGAUGAGGACGAUUUACAAACAUUCUAAACAUGGAUCCUCUGAGGAGGAGAGGAGUGGAGGAGAGAGUGAGAGUGAAGAUGCUCUGGAGAGGAAACUUACGAGUAUUGUGGAAACGGACGAAGACAAUUGUGACGAAAUAGAAGAAGUUAUUAUCGUACAAGGAAGCGAAGACGACGACGUUUCGACACAACUAAGCGUCCGUGACGAGCAUACGACUGUGGAGAAGUUGUCAACGAUUGGUUCAGAGCAUGAGAGUGAAGACUAUUCGCAACAGUAUCAUCCAAAUUUGAACGAAGAAAGCGCUCGUAUGGCGCAACUUAUAAGUGAAAGGCUUGUGAAAGCAGCCUUAACUGCUGGCGCAGUUGAUAAUGUGUCUGUUGUGGUUGUUUUAUUGAGAAAAGACUUCACCUAACGUACCCGUGCAGCGGCAAUUGGCCAACCCUGGUCUAAAUCGCACGCCAGCUGAUGUGGACCCCAAAUUGACGUUGACGUAAGAACUUCCAAAUUAAAUAAAGUGGCUUAUUAUAUUUAUGAUUUUAAUUUUUUUUGAUUUUUUUGAAUCUUUAUAAUUUUUCAACACUUUUUGUUAAGUUCUGUGCCUUUUCCCAAAUCGGUAAAUUUUAAGAAGCUAUACCAUGUAUGUACAACAGUUAACAGAGGGCGCUCGUGAUAUAAACCGGCGAGUGUUUCCCCAUGCGUCAAUAUACAGAUUAAUAAAAACAAAUCAGUAAUGAUGAUUGUCAUGUAUUUACAUUAUAUCUGUUUCAACAUCUGUUAUUUUUAAUGCGUUACAGAUUUACGUAGUUUUAUUGGUUAGUUUUAACACGUAUCCCUAUAUACCGUGUUUGGUACAAAACAUAUCAUUUCCCAUCACUCUGGUUGCACAAGACAUUGCAGCACUUAAUGAAUUAACAUUCGAUUGAUUAUUUCGU
This is a messenger RNA of Ciona intestinalis (vase tunicate), 2325 nucleotides long. Lineage: Eukaryota; Metazoa; Chordata; Ascidiacea; Phlebobranchia; Cionidae. The record is from RefSeq and is a predicted model, not a curated record.